Molecule: messenger RNA, 1279 nt
Organism: Lingula anatina
Lineage: Eukaryota; Metazoa; Brachiopoda; Lingulata; Lingulida; Lingulidae
Product: BOS complex subunit TMEM147
Source: RefSeq, a predicted model, not a curated record
CUUGCCGGAGUCGCAUGUCGAUAUUUCCAUUUUCUUCCGCAAAAUGACACUAUUUCAUUUUCUUAAUUGCCUCGCUUUAUCGUAUGUGCCGUAUAUGAUAACGUACAAGUGCUCCGGAUUAGCGGAAUACAGUGCUUUUUGGAAAUGUGUGCAAGCGGGAGUGGCCUACAUGAUAACGCAGUUAUGUAAAAUGCUGGUACUGGCAACAUUUUUUCCUGCCACGGAACUUUCUGGUGCUGCUGUAGGAUUUGACGUUGUAGGGGAGUUCUUGAAGUCUACCAUAGACUUAGCAGACUUAGUUGGAAUCCACUUAGUGAUGACCAGAGUGGCAGGCAAGGGGCAGCUCAAGUUUAUGAUAGCCAGCAUGGGGUGGGCUACUGCAGAACUUAUUGUCACAAGGUGCCUCCCUCUAUGGGUGGGAGCCAGGGGAGUUGAGUUUGACUGGAAGUAUAUACAGAUGAGCUUUGACUCUAAUAUCAGCUUGGUUCAGCAUAUUACCACUGCUGCUCUGGUGUGGCUGUACAGUAGAAAUGAUCUCAACAAAGCUCAUGUUCCUGUGGUGAUGCUUUUACUGGCACUGAGUUGUUAUAAGCCACUGAUUGUUGAGAUACUUAUCCAUGCUGUUGGACUGGGGUCAUGGACUCUACUUCUGGCCAAGGUGCUUUUCACGUCCUGUGUAGGAGUAAUUGCCCUCCAGGUUUACCUGGGGCUUUCCCAGGGAACAUAUACGAACUCAUAUAACUGAGAUUAGAAAGAUGAUGGAUAAUAUGAUCAGGAAAAGGGCUGAAGAAAGGACUGUUAGAGGACUCAAACUGACACUGGUCGGAGUUUUGUUUGAUUGCAGGAUGUGUAUGUAAAAACCCACCCCGUGACAUUUAAUUUAUAAACCGAGGGUGUCCGACUUUUCUCAGUGUGGGGCAGAGCAUGGGGCAGGUUUCAAAAGGGGGCCCAAAUUCUUUGGCAUCAAUGGCCAAAGUAAAAGGUGUAUGAGAUUAUGAAGCAUGCACAUUUCAUUUCAAGUUUGUGAUACAGAACUAGAAAGGUUAUCAGAUGUGUAUCGCUGGGUGUACAGUUAGGAGUAGUUGUGUAAAAAUAAUAUAAGAAUAUUAAACUAAUGACCAGUAAUUAAAGUAAUAUGAGCAAAAUAUCUAGUAAAGUGCAGGGUGACACCAAUGGCAAGGGAAAAGCAGUUAAUGGCUAUGUCUUUUGAGACAUUAUGUGUGUGUGCAUAAUAAAAGUGUUCACAAACUAUGUCUUUUUUACAUGUUACAACAUAAUC